Nematocida ausubeli is the source of this 1638-nucleotide messenger RNA. RefSeq lists its product as uncharacterized. Gene Ontology annotation, molecular function: protein binding; chromatin DNA binding; RNA polymerase II cis-regulatory region sequence-specific DNA binding. Bases 1 to 1638 code for a protein of 545 amino acids. Gene Ontology annotation, biological process: regulation of gene expression. The transcript has a single exon. NCBI's taxonomy places the organism in Eukaryota, Fungi, Microsporidia. The record is from RefSeq and is a predicted model, not a curated record.
AUGGACAACGAUACUAAAAUUAGUCUACCAGAAAGCACAUGGAAAGAAUUACCUGGAAUGGAUAAAGUUCCACAGAUGCCAAAGAGACCACCAAUGGACUUAUACACUAGGCUCCUUCUGGACAACGAGGCAUCUUGGAUUGCAAUGGCCAACCUAUUCAGAGAGUGCAACAUGGAGAAAAAUAUUACAUUCGCGUAUGAGAAGGCCCUUUCCAAUAACCCACUCUCAAGGGAUGCCCUGUCCAUGCUAGGCCCAAUAUACAGAAGAAGAAGAGACUUCAACAAAGCACUAGAUGUAUUUUUGCGGUUGUACAAAUUGCACCAAGGAGAAGACAUAAGUGUAGCCAUAAAUAUAGCAUAUUGCUACCUCAUGCUAGACAGAUUCCUGGAGAGCCUUGCAUGGUACAAAAUGGUUUCUAAGCAUGCAUCCCAAAUAAAAGAAAAAAAGGGAUUUCUGUGGUACGGAGUAGGAGUAUUCUAUGAGAGAAUGAAUAAUUUGCAGAUUGCAGAAGAAGCAUAUGCUGCAUCCAUUAAGAUUGACCAUAUGUCAGAAUAUAUUCCAGAAGUAUAUUUUAGGCUUGGUGUAACAUACAAAAAGAAAGGCGCAUUGACAGCAGCAAUGGAUUGCUUUGAGUAUCUACUGCAUAAUAUCUCAUCAAAGAGUCACUUUCCCACUAAGGAUGAUGUUCUAAUACAAAUAGCACAUGCGAAUGAACUGCAAGGCAGGGAGUCAGAGGCUGUAGAUAUUCUUAAGGGAGUUUGUCAGCUGAACCCAAAGCACGAAAAGGCAGCUAUGCUACUGGCAUGGCUGUAUUAUAAAGAGAGAAACUGGGAAGUAGCAAAGGACGUAUUAAAGACGCACCAUGCAGAAGCACUCUCUGCCUUCUCUUGGUACUUGCUUGCCAGAGCAGAACAGAAAUUGGAGAACUACGAGGAAGCAUACAGGUGCUACCACUGUGCACUAAAGCAAGACAGUCAGAAUCACAUAUACUGGAACAGUUUGGGCAUACUUUACUUCAACCUCCUACAGUACGAAGAUGCAAUGAGGGCCUUUAAAGAGGCAAGGAAGCAUAAUCCAGGAUAUGUUGAGGCAGUGUAUAACUUAGGGGCAGUUCAUGAGCAAUUUGAAAGCACCAUACAUAUUGCACUUGAAAUAUACGAAGAGGCAAUGACAAUCUCACCAGAGGACAGGAUGGUACUUGAGAGAAUUGAAGAAUUGGAAGAAAAAAUCAGUAGCAAGCACAUGGCAGGAGGCAAAGGAUACACUCCACCUGACUUAAUACUGCGUGAUAUACAGCCAAACCCUGGUAAAACACCUUACUUCCUGGCACAUGCCUUGCUAGGGUACAAGCCAACAGGAUUCAUAUUUUCAGCUGCAGAGAAGGAGGAAAUAGAUAAAAUAGCAGUGCUAUUAAGCAGCAACAAAGAGAGAGAGCAUGGAAGUGCAGAGCAUAGUACUAGAAGGCCUACAGUAAACAAGACCAGAAAUAAAAGUACCAAAGACACCCACAGGAAAGAUGCUUCUUAUGAUGAGAGCAGCGACCAAUACAACGCAAAGCAUAGUCACUCAGCAUACUCUGAGGAGGGCAUGAAUGCAAAUAUAAAGGAAAGCAGCAGGGAAGAAGAUGAUAGCAUAUGA